CAUUUCUCGCUCUCUCUCUCUCUCUCUCCAGUGUACAUAUUCGGCCUUGCGACUCAUUCGUUGUGAAUAUUUCGUUGAUUCAUCGUGGAUCUGGAGACGAACGAGUGACUGCAGAUCCGGGGCGCAGACAGCGACGUGGGUUGCGCGCACGUGGAAGCAAGGUCAAGGCUCGGGUGGUGGUUCCACAGCAGGGCAGGGCAUGGAUCAGGUCAUGGAUCACGAUGGGCCGGAUGCGAAGGUUUUGGAUGUGGACUCUCAACCUAGCGACUCCGAUUCAGCAUUGGGAGCGUCACUGGUAUCCGACACCUCAUCUAUGCGGUCAUCUCUAUAUGAAGCCGUAGAAGAAAAUGGCCGUACCUACCACAAGUACAAGUCAGGAAACUACCAACUUCCCAACGAUGAGAUGGAACAGAAUCGACUUGAUCUACAACAUCAUCUCUUUCACUUAACAUUCGAUGGUAAACUCGCUCUUGCGCCCAUUUCCAAUCCUCACGUGGUGCUAGAUAUGGGCACGGGAACUGGUAUCUGGGCAAUGGAAUAUGCAACUCAAAAUCCAUCAGCAAGUGUCCUCGGAACAGACCUAAGUGCCAUCCAGCCCCAAUACGUCCCCCCAAACUGCCGUUUCGAAGUCGACGACGCAGAAGACGAAUGGACCUACUCCUCCAAAUUCGACUACAUCCACGGUCGUGCCAUGUUCUCCUGCUUCAAAGACCCCUCCUCCGUCUUCAAAAAAGCCUACGACGCACUACAACCAGGCGGCUGGUUCGAGAUGCAAGAUGUCUACUUCCGACCCCACGCCAACGAUGACACGGUCAAGGGUACCCGUCUCGAAGCCUGGAACGCGAAAGUCGUCGAGGGCGCGAAGAGCUUUGGGAAGGAUUGGUGGUGUACGCCGAAUUAUGCCAAAUGGUUCCAAGAAGCAGGCUUCCACACAAUAACCGAGCGCCAAUUCGCCUGGCCAGGCAACAGCUGGCCGAAAGGCAAGAAGCAAAAGGAGAUGGGGAUGACGAUGCUGGCGAACGGGCUGGAGGGACUAUCUGCGGUUAGUUUGGCGGUGUUGACGCGGGCGUUUGGGAUGAGUGUCGCGGAGGUGGAGGAGAUGUUGGAGGGGGUUAGGGCCGAUAUGAAGGAUCGGCGGAUUCAUGCUUUUUAUCCUGUGUGAGUGGACUGAAAGGGGAGAGGGGAGCGAGAGGAGAGGAGGAAGAGAGGACAGGAGAGGCUAAUCGUGUGUUAGGUAUGUUGUUUAUGGGAGGAAACCGUUGGAGAAGGAGGGGU
Messenger RNA from Mollisia scopiformis, 1275 nucleotides. RefSeq names its product S-adenosyl-L-methionine-dependent methyltransferase. Gene Ontology annotation, molecular function: methyltransferase activity. NCBI's taxonomy places the organism in Eukaryota, Fungi, Ascomycota, Leotiomycetes, Helotiales, Mollisiaceae. The record is from RefSeq and is a predicted model, not a curated record. The coding region runs from base 200 to 1162 and encodes 320 amino acids. The transcript has 9 exons.